AUGGGACGAGAGAAGACUGAAAGCAUCACAUUUCAGAUUGAAGCAAACGAGACUCAUCCACCCAACAAUGCUAUAGUGGUGCGAGUCAGGGUGACUCUUCUGGACGAGAAUGACAACAGUCCUGCGUUCACCAGUAACAAGUACGAGGGGAAGGUGUUUGCUAAUCAAACGGAGGGAAUGUCGCUGGUCCAGGUUAAAGCCGAAGAUCCAGAUGCUGGCGAGAACGGGCAAAUCACAUACUCUAUUGACUUUGGCAACAACGACGGCUACUUCUCACUCGAAGAAAACAGUGGAGACAUCACGCUGGCUAAAAUCAUUCCCCUGGUGGAAAACAAGAUAUUGCAGUUCCCUCUCUACAUAACAGCCAGAGAUGGCGGCACCAUAUCCCGCUCCUCCGUGGCACAGGUGAACAUUCGAGCUCCGGGAAACUCAAAACCUCAGUUUUUAAAAGCAUUGUAUCGUGGCAACGUCGAAGAAGAGCAGGACUCAGGAGUCGCGAUUCUCAGGGUGGACUUCCUCGCAAUAGCUGCUGAGAUUCCUGUGACUCUCCUUGUUGAAACAGAAGCCGACAAGUUCUCCAUCUCCCCCAGCGGUGAAUUCACCACUAAAGUGAAGCUGGACUACGAUGAGGCUCCACACAACUACUCCGUGACCAUCUCCAUCUCUAACGGAGUCGACCGUGACAGUGCAGUCGUGGAGGUUCAAGUCACUGACAUCAAUGACAACAGUCCUGUCUUUACCUCAAGUUCUGUCACAGUAUCAGUAUCAGAGGACGCAGAGAGAGGAUCCAACGUCACUGUUGUUCCAGCUACAGACAAAGACAGCAGCUUCAACAAGGAGAUCAGAUACUCUCUGAGAGGAGGAGAGGGGAGGUUCUCUGUUGAUCCUGUGUCUGGGAUGAUGAGUGUGGCUGGUGCACUCGACAGGGAGACUAAGGCCGAGUACAACCUGCUGGUGGUGGCUGAAGAUCAGGGUCGUCCAGCCCGGUCGGCCACAGCCUCCCUGCUGGUCCAAGUGUCCGACAUCAACGAUAACGUCCCCGAGUUCUCAGAGGCUGAGUAUCAGGUGGAAGUCUCAGAGAUGGUGUCCGCGGGUACGAGCGUGCUCACCUGCUCAGCUGUAGACCCCGAUGAAGGAGAAAAUGGGAGAGUUACUUUCAGUAUUUUCCAGCAAAGUCCCCCGUCAGACCCCUCUGUGUUUGAGUUGGACUCUUCCAGCGGGACUCUGCGACUGACGCAGCCUCUGGACUACAGUGAGGUCAAAGUGUACAGGCUCAAGCUUCAGGCCUCUGAUGGGGGGAUUCCCUCUCUGGUAGGGAACGGCUCUGUGGUGGUGAAGGUGAAAGACGUGAACAACAACCCGCCCGAGUUCAGUAAGGAAAGCUACGACGUGGUCGUCUCUGAGAACCUGGCCAGCGGUGCGUCCAUCCUGACCCUGGAGGUCACUGACAGGGAUGAGGGUGGAUUCUCUGAUGGCUACUUCCUCUAUACCAACGAUACCUUCGACAUUAACAAACAAGGCGUGGUGUCGCUGAGGAAGGACGUCACCUUGGACCGAGAGGCACAGGACAGCUACAUAUUUCAGGUGGUGGCAGUGGAUCACGUCAGUGACGGUCUGAGAGCCACAGCUCGGCUCAACCUCACCGUGCUCGACUACAACGACAACGUGCCACAGUUCCCGAGGAUCCCCGACCCCCUACUGAUCCCUGAGGGCGUUUACUCGGAGGAAACUCCAGGAGAACUUUUCACCAUCGUGCCCACCGACGCCGACCUCGGCCCCAACGGAGAAGUCACCCUCUCCCUCCCCUCCCCUCACCCACUCUUCAGGUUCAGAGAGGACGGGACGUUGCUGGCUGUUGGCUCUCUGGAUCGGGAGAGCAGGGAAACGUACGACCUGGUUGUGAAGGCGUCAGACGCAGGCGUCCCACAGAGGGAGACCUUCACCACGAUCAGAAUGAGCCUCGUCGACGUCAAUGACAACACACCUGAGUUCAGCUCCAGCAGCUACGUCAGCAGCGUCCUCCUGAAAGACGCAGAGAAAGGGAAGCUGCUGCUGACGCUGUCCGCCAUCGACAGAGACGCCGGGAACAACUCGCUCAUCACCUACAGUUUCCGUGCAGGAAGUUCUCCGUAUUUGGCGUUGAACAGUGAGACCGGGGCAGUGACCUUGACCUCUGACGUCGCUGAUGUCAUAGAGGACACCGAGCUCGUGCUGACGGCGAUGGCUGCAGACCACGGCCGGCCUCCUCUCAACUCCACAGCUCGUGUCGUGGUGAAUCUGAGGGUCGUCAGUCUGGUGGAGGGCGUGGCCUUCAGUAGCUCCUCCUACAACUUCAGCCUGCCUGAGAACCAGCCCGUGGGGGCGGCGGUGGGGAGUGUCAUGGCCUCCUCAGGAAGUGACCUUUACGACGUCGCCUACACUCUGAAAACACACACUGACCUGUUCGACGUCGACGUCAGCGGAGCCAUCCUGGCCAAAGCUCAGCUGGACAAGGAGGAGCAGGAUUGGUUCAUCCUGGAUGUGGCGGCGGUGGACACGAGGACCCCCCCUACGACAGCCACUGCACUGGUCAGAGUUCAGGUGGAGGACGUAAACGAGGCUCCACAGUUUCCCUCGGAGGGCUAUAAAGCCUCCGUGUUCAGCAUCUCCCCGUACAAAACCCCCGUCGUCCAAGUCCAGGCUUCAGACCCCGACGUUGGGGAGGAGGGUCGUCUGGUGUACAGUCUGCCAGCGCAGAGCGCUUCCUUCGACGUGGACGCGUCCUCCGGUCUGCUGUACGUGGUGUCAGCAGGGGCUCUGGCUGGACAGACGGCUUCAGUGGAGGUGAAGGUCACGGACCCCAGAGGACUUCAUGCUACAACCACGGUGCAGGUGGACGUGCAGGGAAGUGCGAGCAGCGGCGACGUGGUGGUCAUCUCCCUCAACCAGCCAGCGAACGUCGUGGAGAAGAAAGUCCCGGCGUUGGAGAAGUCUCUGGGUGCGGCUCUGGGCUUCACCGUGAACAUCAUCGAGGUGUCGAGCGCUGACGGAGGAUCCUCCGAGUCCAGAGCGCCGAGAGCCGGCGUGAAGACUUUGGUCAGCUUCAUCACUGUAGACGGAGGAAAGGUCGUCUCCUCCGAAGAGGUCACAGAGAAGCUGCGGAGUCAGUCGGCCGCUGUGAGGGCGGAGCUGGUCAAAGUGUUCGGGGAGGGGCUUCAUUUCGACGUGGAGAUAAAGCCUCAGAGCGCCGCCUCCGACCAGGCUGUGGUCAUCGCUCUGGGCGUCAUGUUGGUCCUGAGCAUGGUGGGAUUGAUGGUUACUGUUGCCUUGAUCAUCAGGUUCAAGAGGAGUCAGAAACAUCCCGAGGAUUCUGACAGAGAGAGCUUCGACAUCGACCGACACGCUGAAGGUUACACGAACUCGACUCAGGAGAUUCCUGAACAGGGACGGACGAGGCCAGCGGAGGACGAGCAGCAGGGGACGGACGAUAAAAACGUGAGAUUUAAACGGGACACGCAGACGGAGGACAGCGACAGGACUGAAAGCCGAACUGCUCUCUGAUCUGAAGCAGUGACACUAAAAUAAUCAUCUGAAUAGUGAAGACGCUGCAGGCGCUUUGAUUCUUCGUCGAGCAGCUUUAAGUCUACUUUAAAUGAUUCCCGUGGUCGAACAUCACAGCACUGAUUUUAUAAUAUAUAUAAUAACAAUCAGCUGCUGCGUUUCGAUCACCAGUUAAAUGACACUUUAAACUUUAUUGUGAGAGACAAAUUAUCUUCCUACGUUUCGUUUGUUUUUCAUGUUUAUAAUUUAACGGAAAUUAAAUGUUCAAAUGUCACUUUAUUUUCCAUCUUUGCACGUUAAGCA
This is a messenger RNA of Cottoperca gobio, 3843 nucleotides long. RefSeq names its product cadherin EGF LAG seven-pass G-type receptor 2-like. Gene Ontology annotation, biological process: homophilic cell-cell adhesion. The transcript is spliced from 20 exons. Gene Ontology annotation, cellular component: plasma membrane. Gene Ontology annotation, molecular function: calcium ion binding. The coding region runs from base 1 to 3540 and encodes 1179 amino acids. The record is from RefSeq and is a predicted model, not a curated record. NCBI's taxonomy places the organism in Eukaryota, Metazoa, Chordata, Actinopteri, Perciformes, Bovichtidae.